Xyrauchen texanus (razorback sucker) is the source of this 3247-nucleotide messenger RNA. RefSeq lists its product as uncharacterized. The record is from RefSeq and is a predicted model, not a curated record. Lineage: Eukaryota; Metazoa; Chordata; Actinopteri; Cypriniformes; Catostomidae. Gene Ontology annotation, molecular function: DNA binding. Gene Ontology annotation, biological process: DNA transposition; DNA integration. Bases 841 to 2829 code for a protein of 662 amino acids. The transcript has 7 exons.
AAAUUUCGGGUUUUACUAUCCUUAUGGGGACAUUUGGUCCCCACAAAGUGAUAAAUACACGCUCACACAUACACACACACACACACACACACACACACAGUAAAAGAACUGCUUGACCAUCAGAAAUAAUUGUAGAAUAAAAUGGCAUUGAUUACACCUGAUUAAUGUAUACUUAACUUGAUAAAAAUACACCACACUGUCUGCUCUGCCUCCCCAAUCUCAGUCUCCCAGUCUUUAAACAUUUUUGUUAUCCUUCUGAACCCAUAGAGUGUUCAUUCUCAUAAUCUCUAACCACUGGGCUUGCUUUUCCACUUGUCUCUGCUCGCCACCAUUAUUUCUUAAACCAAUCUGACUUCAAUCUAAUGGUGGAACCCUAGCAACCCAUCUAUAAAAGGCCCAUUUGUUUAGGAAGUGUAUAUUCUAGGUAAAAAGUUAAAGGUGAUUAAACAUAAUGAGUAUCUUGCCUAAUGGGUUGCCUAAACAUAUUAUACAUCUUGUCUAAGUAAAUACGUAUUUAAAAUACUAAAUAUACACUCACCUAAAGGAUUAUUAGGAACACCUGUUCAAUUUCUCAUUAAUGCAAUUAUCUAAUCAACCAAUCACAUGGCAGUUGCUUCAAUGCAUUUAGGGGUGUGGUCCUGGUCAAGACAAUCUCCUGAACUCCAAACUGAAUGUCAGAAUGGGAAAGAAAUGUGAUUUAAGCAAUUUUGAGUGUGGCAUGGUUGUUGGUGCCAGACGGGCCGGUCUGAGUAUUUCACAAUCUGCUCAGUUACUGGGAUUUUCACGCACAACCAUUUCUAGGGUUUACAAAGAAUGGUGUGAAAAGGAAAAACAUCCAGUAUGCGGCAGUCCUGUGGGCAAAAAUGCCUUGUUGAUGCUAGAGGUCAGAGGAGAAUGGGCCGACUGAUUCAAGCUGAUAGAAGAGCAACUUUGCCUGAAAUAAGCACUCGUUACAACCGAGGUAUGCAGCAAAGCAUUUGUGAAGCCACAACACGCACAACCUUGAGGCGGAUGGGCUACAACAGCAGAAGACCCCACCGGGUACCACUCAUCUCCACUAUAAAUAGGAAAAAGAGGCUACAAUUUGCAAGAGCUCACCAAAAUUGGACAGUUGAAGACUGGAAAAAUGUUGCCUGGUCUGAUGAGUCUCGAUUUCUGUUGAGACAUUCAGAUGGUAGAGUCAGAAUUUGGCGUAAACAGAAUGAGAACAUGGAUCCAUCAUGCCUUGUUACCACUGUGCAGGCUGCUGGUGGUGGUGGUGGUGGUGUAAUGGUUUGGGGGAUGUUUUCUUGGCACACUUUAGGCCCCUUAGUGCCAAUUGGACAUCGUUUAAAUGCCACGGCCUACCUGAGCAUUGUUUCUGACCAUGUCCAUCCCUUUAUGGCCACCAUGUACCCAUCCUCUGAUGGCUACUUCCAGCAGGAUAAUGCACCAUGUCACAAAGCUCGAAUCAUUUCAAAUUGGUUUCUUGAACAUAACAAUGAGUUCACUGUACUAAAAUGGCCCCCACAGUCACCAGAUCUCAACCCAAUAGAGCAUCUUUGUGAUGUGGUGGAACGGGAGCUUCGUGCCCUGGAUGUGCAUCCCACAAAUCUCCAUCAACUGCAAGAUGCUAUCCUAUCAAUAUGGGCCAACAUUUCUAAAGAAUGCUUUCAGCACCUUGUUAUAUAUAUAUAUAUAAAUAAUGGCGUUGUGCAGGUUUAUGUGAAUGUAGAUCUGACCUUGGUGGAGGAGAGGGAUCUGGUGAAAUACCUCAAACCUAUCCAAAGUCGGAAGUUAAUGAAGGGCAUCAAAGAAGGACUUGUUACUCUUAAUAUGGAGUUGGUCUCUGCUCCUGAUCCAAGUGCUCCAAGUUCCCCAACUCCAUGGUCUCCAAACACAACAUUCCAACCUCCAAAUCAGCUGUUGCCCAGCCCUCCAAGCACGUCAAGCGCUUCACAGCCUGGCGUACCAUGGCAUGUUGACUUUCGUCUCAACUGGGACCAGGUGUCAUCAGCCAUUCGGCUUAGAGUGGAAAAAGAAGAAAGACCAUUGCCAGACGAGAGAAAGGCCUUCGUGGUCGUGCUCGUGGACCAAAUGAUGCAGCACGACCGUAACCCAACCAGAGCCAUGUGCCACAGCGUUGUGAGAAACAUUGUCAGGAGCAAUCCAAAAUCAUUUGGCGACAUUGGCAAGCACGGUGUUACUGCUGGAGACGGAUGUCACUCUCUUCUGCAACAAGUAAAAACGAGAGUGGAGAACAAAAAUAGGAAUAAUACACUUGCUCAACGCCGCAGAGAAAGAAGACCGUGCACGAAGCUACAGGAGGCAAUUAGUCGACGAGGACAGACCAUCCUGGAUUACUGUGCAACACUGGACAACCCCAAGAUCCGUGAUGUUCUGGCCUGCUAUGAUCCAGACUCUGACAAGGCUGCCUGCAUCCUGCUGCUCCUAAUGUUGUACUUCAAAGAGCCGAAAGAGAGUUUGAUGCUUGAAGUUGAUCCAUGUGCCACUGCUGUGGACUUCAAUACUGCAGAACUCCCCAGCACCCCCUGCUUGAUCAUUCAAGGUGACAUGAUGAAACCCUCUGGAUGGCUUAUAUCCAUCGAGGGACAUGUCGUGAUGGGCCCACACCCUUUCUUUUUACACGGAGUAGCUGCUUUCUUCAGCAGAUAUUACGUCUUCAACCUUGAGUAUCCUGCCGCUGGAUCGUCGACGCUGGAGUUCAUUCAAAGGUGCUUCCUGGGCAUCAAUCCUGAAAGAGGCUCAAAGACCAAGAAGUGGACAACAAUGAACCCUCAUGUGAGCACCCUUUUGAGGAAACUUAUUGACUUUGAGUGGGCAUCAUAGUUUUUUUUUGCAGCGGUAGUUGUCAGGCUCAGUUUUGAGUAGCCUUGUACUUUUCGUAAUUUUUCAAGACAACUUUGCACUACAAGAUUUUUACACAAUGCUGUUGCGUGUGGAUUCAUUAUAAUGUUUGAGACUGAGAGGAGCGCCUGACCCCUUUACGACAUUCCUUCAUCGCUCUCCCCUUGCUCUCUUAUCUUGCCAUGAAGGCCUCAUUCCCAUCCUGUCCAUUACUGUUAUUGUGACACAGCUAGUUGAAUAGUUUAAUUGUGAGACAGGUAGUUGAAUUGCAAGUUUGCACAAUUUCUCUGUAUUUUAAGAUGGCUUUUAUGACUAGAAAGUUGAAUUUCUUGAACUCUUGAAGUUCUUGGCAUCUGCUGUACAUUGAAAAAUAUGUAUUUGUUAAUAAAUAUGCCAUUGG